Molecule: messenger RNA, 1164 nt
Organism: Trichoplax adhaerens
Lineage: Eukaryota; Metazoa; Placozoa; Uniplacotomia; Trichoplacea; Trichoplacidae
Exons: 8
Source: RefSeq, a predicted model, not a curated record
GAAAUAUUGACUUUAUACUACAGCCCAGAUUUCAUUUGGAUAGUUGAUUUUUUUAUAUACUCCCUAAUGAUAUUUUCAAUAUCGGAACUAUACUUUUGGCUUAAACCGGCUGCUUAUGGAAAUGAACUGAAUCUCAGCAUCGUUUGGUUACUGCUCUCAGCGUUUUUUGCAUUAAAAUCGCUUUCCUCUCUGACGUUGGUAUAUUUCAGAAUUGGUGACGGCGGUGAAAGCUCGAUGUGUAUUAUCUUUGCUUCAGUUUAUUUCUUGCUUUGCAUGGUUGUCUUAACAGUAGAUGAAACUAUUUUAGAGUUUGGUUUAUCAUAUGUUUAUGAUUCUCUCAAUAGAAAUACCACCCGAUUGAUUAAUUCAAGUACCCCAGCAGCUCCCAUUUUAGUCAAGAUCAUCAUUUCUGUGCUUUCUGCUAUAAUUGGGUCUGUCUUCCUCUUUCCGAGCUUAAGAUUGGCGAAAAUGCACUCGAAAAUUGUCAGAGACUGGUCAUCGGCUACAUGGUUAAAUGCACAAAUCAGCCUGCUAUUACCUUUCAUUGUUAUUCUGUCUUGGGUCAAACCCUUAGCCCGAGAUACCAUGGUAGCCACAAAUGUAAACCAAUCAAGAAUUUUUGUUGAAGAUGCAACAUUUAAUACGUCGAGACUGGGAAUAUUAAUUCUUUUGAGUAUCCUACGGUUCAGCUCUAUAAAAUCUUACUUGCAAGCACAUUUAGACACUGCCUUAGACAAGGCAGAAAAUUUUCAGAAAGAAGUACAGCAAAUUACUAACCUUGAAUUUAGGAAGGCGAUCAAUCACGUCUUUCACUAUCUCUGCAUCGCAGCAACGCAACACAUUGCGCCUGUAAUUAUUAUUUUCGAUCUGACUUUGCUGCUGAAGGCAUUAGGUGGAUAUUCGUGGAUGGCGGAUGAGACAUUUAAGAUUAUUGAGGUUGAAAGUAGUUCAUCGGUUUUUUUUAGAUUAUUAGAGAAAUUUCUUAAUUCAUCAGAGUUACUGCAAGGAAGUCAUACCAUAGCUUUUAGACCACUGCACACGAUCUUUUCCAAAGAUAUUCUGAGAGGUAUAAUGUCAUUUUUUACGUGGUGGACUUGCGGAGUUUAUUUCAUAUCUACAGUCUUUGGAAUUGUAUACAUAAAUUUGAAAUCUCGUGGCAAGUAA